Molecule: messenger RNA, 1788 nt
Organism: Periophthalmus magnuspinnatus
Lineage: Eukaryota; Metazoa; Chordata; Actinopteri; Gobiiformes; Gobiidae
Exons: 7
Coding region: 17-892 (291 amino acids)
Biological process (GO): homophilic cell-cell adhesion
Cellular component (GO): cell-cell junction
Molecular function (GO): ionotropic glutamate receptor binding
Source: RefSeq, a predicted model, not a curated record
CACAGGAACAAGAUGGAUGCUGUGGACACUCGCUGUGCAUCUUUACUCACUGCAGAGUGGUGCUCUUACAGUGACCAUGAGGGAGUCCAAUUUGGAGGUCCUCAGAGGUGAUGCAGUCACCCUCCCCUGUUCCUUUUUCACCUCCAGCCCUCUAACCAAACUUAAUGUUAUUUGGACCCUGGCUCCAUUCUCCAGCCCAGAAAACCCGAUACAGGUCAUUGUUUAUGACCACGGACAGAUGAUGGAAGACCCCUCGUUCAUUGGCAGAGUAGGCUUCACAGGUGUUCCGUGGAGUGCAGACAUCAUCCUGAAUGACACAAGGGAGGCUGAUGCUGGAGUGUACCGCUGCAUGGUCAACAAUCCUCCAGAAACCGCAGACCUGGGUAUCGGAGAGCUCACUCUCACUGUUCUGUCUCGUCCCUCGCUGCCUGUGUGUCAGUGGGAGGGGGACAUUGCAGAGGGUGGGAGUGUGACCCUGUCCUGCUCUGUGGAGGAGGGAAUCCCAACCCCAGAGAUUGAGUGGGACAAGCUCAGCCCAGAAGAAAUACCACUACCAGUCAACAUGGAUGGGGACCCGUCGGGCUCUGUACAAAUCGUCAAUGUGUCGUCUGAGACCUCAGGCUUGUAUCGCUGCUCUGCCUCCAAUGCUUUAGGGACUGAACACUGCUAUGUCAACCUGUCCAUCUACAGCACUCCAGACUCCCCCUCAGGUAUCCUGCAGGGGGUGAUGUUGACGUUAUCGAUGAGCCUGGUCCUGCUGGCCAUGAUACUGCUAGUCACGUGGCUUCACCGCACGGGGCAGGACGGCCGCUGGAGGGAACGCAAAGAGGACGAGGAGAGUUACAACGAAAUCCGGUACACGCCCUCGCUGAUCAAGCGCUCCUUUGUGUGACGUCCAUAAAGGCCAACAUUUUAGUUAUUCAUGGACUUUAGCUUCCUGUUACAGGCAACAUUUUGAGGAGUUUUCUUCAUGGUUAAUUGCUAUGGCAACGUUCCCAAUUUUGCAUCAUUUUCAAACUCAGGAUGCAAAGUUGACAAAUUGUCUUUCUUGUGAGUUACUUUUCCAAAAGCCCACUGUAGGCCCAAGUGUCUUUGUUCCUGUUCACUGUAGAUUAUUGAGAGUGUGAAUUUGUGAGAAGGACCAAGAACUAUGAAAUUGCUGCAUAAAAAAAAAAAAGAGGAAAAUGGACCUAAAUCAAUUAAAUCUGAAAAAUAAAUGGUGUCUAGACAAUUUACUUAUCCCCCUUAAAUUACACCUGUCUAAUUAGGUUAACCUCUUCAAUUUAGGCUACUAGUUGACACAUUUAAUGAUGUAGUCGAAUGUCCAACAUGAUAAAGAAUGAAAAUAAAAAAAGACGCGCUUUAUUUGCAAACAAAGACACAGAAACCUUUAAUUUAAAACAGGAGGGGGAACCACAUAUAAAACUGUACAUUAAACAUUAACAUCUUAAAUAAAAGUCCCCUCCCAACAAAGUAAAUAAAAUGAUAACGUGGGAUGGUGUAUGAUACAUUUGUGCAAAAGAAGUGUUCAUCAUUUCUUCCUAAACAGCACAUUUAGAUGAGUGCCUCUCCACACAGCUCUCCAGUUAUGGGCCGAUCCCCACAUAGUGUCUUUAAUGAAAAACAACCCCAAAUCCAAUAAUAAAAUAGAUCUGUAUUUUUUAAAUAUAUAUUUAUAUACCAAACAUGCUGUACAUCAUUUAGGAGAUUAAGAAAUCCCUUUUUACUGACACCCAUGUCUGUCCAUUUUCUUGUGCUUUCCUCACAAUCAGCAAAUAAAAAACAAAA